AUGGAAGAAUGCAAGCGCACCGAAAUAUUCACUGACCUUCAAUGCAACACCACCUUCCUAUAUCUGAAAUGCUUCAUGGUCCUCAGCCAGUCACAAAAACCCCUUAUUGCUGUUCUGUGUUUCAGCGUGGGUGGGCUCUGCAUCGUAGAGAACUUCUUGGUACUGUUCCUCAUCUUUUCUUCCUCAAAGCUCCGGAAGAAACCUUCUUACAUCCUUCUCAGCAGCUUGGCCUUGGCAGACUCACUGGCGACCGUGACGUUUGUGAGCAGCUUCCUUAACUUCCAUGUUUAUAACAUGAAAAGUGCUUCCAAGGAGAUAUACUUGCUGAAGCUUACUGGAGUCAACACCUCCUUCACAGCUUCCCUUGGCAGCCUGUUCCUGAUGGCAUUUGACAGGUACAUCUGUAUCCUCCGACCCAGCCACUACAAGCGGUUGGUCACCAGAAGAAGAGCUGUGGUGGCUCUGUUAGUGCUGUGGGUGGCUGCCCUCUUCCUAUCCUCCUUGCCUCUUCUGGGAUGGAACUGCUGUACUCUCCAGUCUACCUGCUCCCAGCUGUUUCCGUUUGUGACUAACAGCUACCUCUCAAGCUGGAUUAUCUUGGUGAUGGUCCUCCUGGCUUCCAUCAUUUAUGCAUACAUGCACGUCCUUUGGAAGGCUCACCAACACACCGAGAACAUGAAGAAGCACCAUCUGGAAGAACUCCAACAAAACCCAAAGAGGAGACUUGACAUCAAGCUGGCCAAGACUCUAUCAAUUGUCCUGAUGGUUCUGGCGAUAUGUUGGUUACCGGGCUUGUUACUCAUGGCCUACAGCCUCUUUUCAGUCAUGGACAAGUUUACCAGGGUAGCCUUUGCCUUUUGCAUCACCCUCUGCCUGGUGAACUCAAUGGUGAACCCAGCUAUCUACGCCCUACGGAGCAAGGAGCUAAGCUCUUCCCUCAGGAGAAUCUGCUGCUCUUGUUUGGGGAGGGUGUUGGGCAAUUCAGAGACUAACCAGGAAGCAGAAAGCUCUUAA
Molecule: messenger RNA, 1014 nt
Organism: Thamnophis sirtalis
Lineage: Eukaryota; Metazoa; Chordata; Lepidosauria; Squamata; Natricidae
Gene: CNR2
Product: cannabinoid receptor 2
Biological process (GO): G protein-coupled receptor signaling pathway
Cellular component (GO): membrane
Molecular function (GO): cannabinoid receptor activity
Source: RefSeq, a predicted model, not a curated record